AUUGAGGCAGAAGUGCAGAGGAGGAAACAGCUACCCCAGCAGUCAGUGGAACGCAGAGCCAUCAUCUCCAAGUGCUACAAACCAAAACACCCAGAGGUGUACACGCUGCAGGACUCCUUCCUGGCCCCGGAGUUUCUGGAAAUCGAGAGGUUCUGCACAUCUCCAGGUGCUGAUCUCCAGGGCCUCCUGAGCUACCUCGAGUCCUUCUCAGACAAGAGGAUCUAUCGGCUCCCAGUGUUCACAGAGCAGUUCUGCCAGGCCCUGCUGGAUGAGCUGGAGAACUUUGAGCACUCAGACAUGCCUAAGGGCAGGCCCAACACCAUGAACAACUAUGGGGUUCUGCUCAGCGAGCUGGGCAUGGACGAGCGGCUCCUGACGCCGCUGCGGGAGCGGCUGCGGCCGCUGACGGCGCUGCUGUACCCGGAGCUGGGCGGGGCCUGCCUGGACAGCCACAGAGCCUUCGCCGUCAAGUACGCCCUGCACCAGGACCUGGACCUCAGCUCCCACUACGACAACGCCGAGGUCACCUUGAACGUUUCCCUGGGAAAAGAAUUCACAGAAGGAAAUUUGUACUUUGGGGAGUUCAACGAGGACCCCUGCCCGGUGCCCCGGUACAUCGAGGUGGAGCACGUGUGGGGCCGGGGGCUGCUGCACCGAGGGGGGCAGAUCCACGGGGCGCUGCCCAUCGCCUCGGGGGAGCGCUGGAACCUCAUCGUGUGGAUGCGAGCAUCGGCCGUGCGCAACCGCCUGUGCCCCAUGUGCCGCAGGAAACCCGAGCUGGUGCCGGCCGAGGGCUUCGGGGACGGCUUCACCGAGCCCCCGCAGGGGGAGGAGCAGCCCGAGACUGUCAGUGUGUGUGCCCUGGGCUAGCGGAGGGAUUCCCCACGCCGAGCUGCCCAAAGCUCCUCCCUGACCUCCCAGGCUGCGCAAGGAGCAGCGCUGACCUCGGGAAGGGAUGCAAAGCCAGCCCUGCCAGGAUUCCAGCCGGAACUCGGCUCCUGAGGGAUCGGGCUGAGACUGGGGGACUCUGCAAGGCACAGAAAUCCCGGCUCUGAUUCCCUGCAGGAGCUCUCUCAAUAUCUCCAAGUGCUCCAGGAAAGCAGCCAAAGCUCCUUGGCCUCUCUGCCAACAGCAGCACCCCAGGGCCCGCUGGAAAAGGGGCAGAACAGGCCAAUAAACCAAUUCUGUGCUUUUCAGGAGGCCUGAACAGAUGGGGCAGAAUGGGCCAAUAAACCAAUUCUGGGCUGUUCUUAGGGCUCCUGUCCUCUGCUGCUGAGCGGGCAGGGAGGAUCUGCUCAGGAAUGAGACCCAGGUGGUUCACAGUGAGCUGCUGGGAAUUGCCAUCGCUGGGUGUUUGUGUAACCCAGGCUCAGAACAAUGCCCAGGAGCAGCACUGAUCCCCCAGGGGGGCUGAGGGAUCUCCCAAGGCUUCCUUGGGAGCACAAACUUCCCUUUCAAAGGUUUGGUGAACCUUGUUAAGCACAGCCAGAGCUCUGGAAGCCACCUGCAGCACAGCAGAACUUCCCAGAGGAGGAUGAGAUUUACAUUUAACUUUACUUUAGUUACAUGAGCCAGUGAAAAUAUCAAAUAACUCUGCCAAGCUGGGUGCAGCAGCAGACAAGGCCUGGGGCUGCUGAAUUUGGCACCAAGGUCCCCCAGGACCUGAUGGAUUGGAAGGGUUGAGGCUUUCCCCUCCUUCCUUCCAGCUGGCUGAAAGCUCGUGACUCUUCCAUCUACUAAACAAACGAAAAAGCCAAAUAUUGUCUGAUUUCUGUGUGGAAAAUUAACUCGAUAUUCGAUAGAUGCUGCUGAAUUUGAGGGGCUUUUCCAUGGAUGUGUUCAGUGCAGCAGUCGCAGCACGAGGGCAGUCCCGUCGGUGAUUGCGGAGCGCUGAACCGGGAGCGGCUCGCACUGAAGGCGCUCCCUGAGCUCUCCCAGCGGCCCCGCUGGAUUUCAGCGCAGGGCGCUGAUGAGCUGCUCAUUAGCAAAGCUCAUUAAAAUUACAACGGGGAAGGAAACUGGCCUUUGUAUCUAAACGAGGAGUUGCUAGCAAGAAAAGCAGUCUCGAAGCCUUUACCUAGUUCACCUGGAACGCGAGCGCUCCAAAUCUGCUCGAAUCCUCCCCAAAAACUGAGCUGCGGCCGGGGCGAG
Molecule: messenger RNA, 2151 nt
Organism: Zonotrichia albicollis (white-throated sparrow)
Lineage: Eukaryota; Metazoa; Chordata; Aves; Passeriformes; Passerellidae
Source: RefSeq, a predicted model, not a curated record